GAGGGCGGGGCCGGAGGUUUCGGUUAGUUGUCGCUGCCGCUGGGGAAGGUGAAGCGGCGACGGCGGCUCUGGAGCUCUGGGGUCCCCGGCUGGAGGUGGGGAACUCGGCGCGGGAAUCAUUUAAUACUUCACGUUAGAAAAAAUAUGUGAAGUUCCCGCCAACCUGUGAGAAUUUCUUCUUUUGGACAUUUUUGUUCUAUUUACUACACAACUUUUUCAGAAGUUCUUUUUGGAUGCCAUGUUCUGUGGCUUGCAUCAAAAGAGGAGUUUGUCUUCAUGAAGAUUCCUAACAUUGGUAAUGUGAUGAAUAAAUUUGAGAUCCUUGGGGUUGUAGGUGAAGGAGCCUAUGGAGUUGUACUUAAAUGCAGACACAAGGAAACGCAUGAAAUCGUGGCAAUCAAGAAAUUCAAGGACAGUGAAGAAAAUGAAGAAGUCAAGGAAACGACUUUACGAGAGCUUAAGAUGCUUCGGACUCUCAAACAGGAAAACAUAGUGGAGUUGAAGGAAGCCUUUCGUCGCAGAGGGAAAUUGUACUUGGUGUUUGAAUAUGUUGAAAAAAAUAUGCUAGAAUUGCUGGAAGAAAUGCCAAAUGGAGUUCCACCUGAGAAAGUAAAAAGUUAUAUCUAUCAGCUAAUCAAAGCUAUUCACUGGUGCCAUAAGAAUGAUAUUGUCCAUAGAGAUAUAAAGCCAGAAAAUCUCUUAAUCAGCCACAAUGAUAUUUUGAAACUGUGUGACUUUGGUUUUGCUCGGAAUCUAUCAGAAGGCAAUAAUGCUAAUUAUACAGAAUACGUGGCCACCAGGUGGUAUCGGUCCCCUGAACUCUUACUUGGAGCUCCCUAUGGAAAGUCUGUGGAUAUGUGGUCGGUGGGCUGUAUUCUCGGGGAGCUUAGCGAUGGACAGCCUUUAUUUCCUGGAGAAAGUGAAAUUGAUCAACUGUUUACUAUUCAGAAGGUGCUAGGACCUCUUCCAUCUGAGCAGAUGAAGCUAUUCUACAGUAAUCCUCGAUUCCAUGGACUCCGGUUUCCAGCUGUCAACCAUCCUCAGUCAUUGGAGAGAAGAUACCUUGGCAUUUUAAAUAGCGUUUUACUUGAUCUGAUGAAGAAUUUAUUGAAGUUGGACCCAGCUGACAGAUACUUGACAGAACAAUGUUUGAAUCACCCUACAUUUCAAACCCAGAGACUUUUGGAUCGCUCCCCUUCAAGGUCAGCAAAAAGAAAACCUUAUCACGUGGAAAGCAGCACAUUAUCUAAUAGAAACCAAGCCAGCAAAAGCGCUGCUCUGCAGUCUCACCACAGAUCUAACAGCAAGGACAUCCAGAACCUGAGUGUGGGUCUGCCCCGGGCUGAUGAAGGUCUUCCUGCCAACGAAAGCUUCCUAAAUGGAAAUCUGGCUGGAGCUACUCUUAGUCCCAUGCACAGCAAGUCCUACCAGGCAGGCAGCCAGCCUGGGUCUGCCAGCAAAGAUCUUACCAACAACAACAUACCGCACCUUCUCAGCCCAAAAGAAGCCAAGUCAAAGACAGAGUUCGAUUUUAAUAUUGACCCAAAGCCUUCGGAAGGCCCGGGCACAAAGUACCUCAAGUCAAGCAGCAGAUCUCAGCAGAACCGGCACUCAUUUAUGGAAAGCUCUCAGAGCAAAGCAGGGACGCUGCAGCCCAGUGAAAAGCAGAGUCGGCAUAGCUAUAUCGACACCAUUCCCCAGUCUUCUAGAAGUCCCUCCUACAGGACAAAGGCCAAAAGCCAUGGGGCAUUGAGUGACUCUAAGUCUGUGAGCAACCUUUCCGAAGCCAGGGCCCAAAUCACAGAGUCCAAUACCAGUAGGUACUUCCCGUCCAGCUGCUUGGAUUUGAACUCUCCCACCAGCCCAACCCCUACCAGGCACAGUGACACGAGAACUUUGCUCAGCCCUUCGGGGAGAAAUAACCGAAGCGAGGGCACCCUCGACUCACGCCGAACUGCGACCCGGCAUUCGAAGACGAUGGAGGAGUUGAAGCUGCCCGAGCAUGUGGACAGCAGCCACUCCCACUCGCUGUCGGCGCCUCACGAAUCCUUUUCUUAUGGGUUGGGCUACACCAGCCCCUUCUCCUCCCAGCAGCGCCCACACAGGCAUUCCAUGUACGUGACCCGGGACAAAGUGAGAGCCAAAGGCUUGGAUGGAAGCUUGAGCGUAGGGCAAGGGAUGGCGGCCAGAGCCAACAGCCUGCAGCUCCUGUCACCGCAGCCUGGAGAACAGCUCCCGCCAGAGAUGACUGUGGCCCGAUCUUCCGUUAAAGAAUCCUCCAGAGAAAGCACCUCUUCAUUCCACACACGGCAGAAGUCCGAGGGCGGAGCGUAUCAUGACCCCCACUCGGAUGAUGGCACCGCCCCCAAAGAAAACAGACACCUGUACAAUGAUCCUGUUCCAAGAAGAGUUGGCAGCUUCUAUCGAGUGCCAUCUCCCCGUCCAGACAAUUCUUUCCAUGAAAAUAAUGUGUCAACCAGAGUUUCUUCCCUACCAUCAGAGAGCAGCUCUGGAACUAACCACCCAAAGAGACAAACAGCAUUUGAUCCAUGGAAAAGUCCUGAAAACAUUAGUCAUUCAGAACAACUCAAGGAAAAGGAAAAACAAGGGUUUUUCAGGUCAAUGAAAAAGAAAAAGAAGAAAUCUCAAACAAACUCAACAGAAGGAAACCAGACAGAUUCCACCAACGGGGAGAAUCCAAGCAUCAAGAAAUCCCUCUUUCCUCUUUUUAAUUCAAAGAAUCAUUUAAAGCAUAGUUCUUCUUUGAAAAAGCUUCCUGUAGUCACUCCACCCAUGGUGCCCAAUUCUGAUGGCCCCGAUCUUCUGACAUUACAGAAAGCCAUUCACACUGCUAGCACCCCGAGCAGCAGACCAAAGGAGUGGCGUCCUGAGAAGCUCUCCGAUCUACAGACCCAAAGCCAGCCGUUAAAAUCACUGCGCAAGCUGUUACAUCUCUCUUCAGCCUCAAAUCACCCGACUUCCUCAGAUCCCCGCUUCCAGCCCUUAACAACUCAACAAGCCAAAAAUUCCUUCUCAGAAAUUCGGAUCCAUCCCCUGAGCCAGGCCUCUGGCGGGAGCACCAACCUCCGGCAGGAGCCCACACCAAAGGGCAGGCCAGCCCUCCAACUGCCAGGUCAGAUGGACCCUGGUUGGCACGUGUCCUCUGUGACCCGAAGUGCCACAGAGGGACCUUCCUACACUGAACAGCUGGGUGCCAAGAGUGGGCCAAACGGGCACCCCUACAACAGAACAAAUCGGUCCCGAAUGCCAAAUCUGAACGAUUUAAAAGAAGACCGCUUUGUAAUGUGUGCUGGGGGGGGGUGUUCAGGGAGGGGGGAGGUGAGCCAGCGGGGAGGUGUCAUCGAGGCCAUUGGCCAGCUGGGCCAGCGUGUCUGUAGGCCAUCCUUGACAGAAAUCACCGCAACACCAUCAUCCGCCAAAAAAACUACGUUUCUUCCUCUGGGAAGACUUCUCACUGUGCUGUACGCUUCAGACCUGCGCAGUCACAUCGCUGUGCUCUGGCGCUCGAGGGGCCGAUCCCCAGGUCUCCUCCACGCUGACACUGGGAUCGCAGGUUCGCAGAACAUUUACAUUCGUGAUGGUUCUUCAAAGAAGGGCUAG
Talpa occidentalis (Iberian mole) is the source of this 3621-nucleotide messenger RNA. RefSeq names its product cyclin dependent kinase like 5 (gene CDKL5). The record is from RefSeq and is a predicted model, not a curated record. The transcript has 22 exons. Bases 277 to 3621 code for a protein of 1114 amino acids. Gene Ontology annotation, molecular function: ATP binding; protein kinase activity. Gene Ontology annotation, biological process: positive regulation of axon extension; regulation of dendrite development; protein phosphorylation. Lineage: Eukaryota; Metazoa; Chordata; Mammalia; Eulipotyphla; Talpidae. Gene Ontology annotation, cellular component: nucleus; dendrite cytoplasm.